GCGCUUCUUCUUCUUCUUCUUCUUUUUAAAGUGUGGCUCUCAGCUGCCGAGGCGGAUGAUGAUGAUGGCGGAGCUGAUUCAGGGACAGGCCUCGGUGGCUCAGCCUGGAACGAAAGAUGAUUUUGCAGACAUGAUACGCCGGGUCCGACAGGUGGCCGCCAAAAUGGGAGGAGACCAGAUGCCCAACAUGAAUUCGUCUGCAGUCAUAGACCCCUCCCUCUAUGGCUUUGUUAGCCAAAACCGUUCUCUUGACAAUGGAGUUGGGAACCAUCUUGGUGCAAUGGUACAUCAAAGGGCUCUUACUACAGAAGACUUCAAAGUGCCUGAUAAGAUGGUGGGAUUUAUUAUUGGAAAAGGAGGAGAGCAGAUCUCUAGAAUUCAGCAGGAAUCCGGUUGUAAGAUCCAGAUCGCUUCAGACAGUGGAGGCAUGCUGGACAGACCCUGCACUCUGACUGGAAGCCCAGAAAACAUCGAGCAGGCCAAGAGACUGCUGAGCGAGAUCAUCGAACAGUGCCGCUACGGUCCCGGCUUCCACAACGACAUGGACGGAAACGGUUCCAUCCAACAGAUGCUCAUCCCUGCCAAUAAAGUUGGCCUGGUCAUCGGCAAAGGCGGAGAGACCAUCAAACAACUGCAGGAGAGGACAGGUGUGCAGAUGAUGAUGAUUCAGGACGACCCCAUGCCCACCGGAGCCGACAAACCCCUGAGAAUCACCGGGGAUCCUCUCAAAGUGCAGCAAGCCCGUGAACUUGUGGUGAAACUCAUCAGGGACAAAGACCAAGGAGACUUCCGGACUGGAAGGGCAGAAUUUGGAUCCAAAAUGGGUGGAACUAGUCUGGAUGUUGUAGUACCAAGAUUUGCAGUUGGCAUAAUCAUUGGCAGGAACGGAGAGAUGAUCAAAAAAAUUCAAAAUGAUGCUGGCGUCAGGAUCCAGUUCAAACAAGAUGAUGGAAUCAGCCCUGACCGUGUUGCUCAGGUGAUGGGCCAGCCUGAGCACUGCCACCAUGCUGUUCACCUCAUCAACGAACUGGUUCAGACAGCUCAAGAGCGAGACGGCUAUGGCGUGAUGGGCCGCAGAGGACGGGUCGACUGUAACACUGGAGGGGCUGGAGGACUUCAAGAAGUUACUUAUGCAGUUCCUGCUGAUAAGUGUGGCCUUGUUAUUGGAAAAGGUGGAGAAACCAUAAAGAACAUCAAAGAGCAGUCUCGUGCUCACGUGGAGCUGCAGAGAAACCCACCGCCCAGCACUGACCCCAAUGUGCGCAUCUUCUCCAUCAGGGGCACCCCGCAGCAGUUGGAGAAAGCCCGUCAACUGAUCGAUGAGAGAAUUGGGGGUCCAGGAAUUGGGGGUAACAGCAACUUCAGUAUGAAUCUUUACAACCAAGGACCAACCACCCCUCCCCAACAUGGGCCUCAGCCGUUCAUGACUGGAGGAUGGGGGACAACUUUUCAGAUCUGGCAACCUCAAGGCCAACAGGACCACAAUCACAAUGGAUCCCAGACGGGCCAGAUGGACUGGGAGCAGUAUUAUAAAAAGCUAGGUCAGCAAAACCAACCCCAGAACUCUGCUCCGGAAUACAACAAAGUCUGGGGCCAGACAGCUGGUCCUGCCACUCAGCAGACUUCUAAUCCCGACUACAACGCCUGGGUUGACUUCUACAGGCAGCCGAUGGCCUUCUUCAACCAGGGCUCUCAGCAGACACAAGCUCCUGGCCUCCAGGAUCACUAAAGAAGACGCUCGGGUGAAAGACUUGAAUCACUGCGAGGCUGAAAAAUACCCUUUUUUUUUUGGUUUUCUUUGUUUUCUAGCUGAGGGGUUCUAGAUUUACAACGCCUUGAAUACUUUCUUUUUCUUAGUGAGAAACACUAGCUGUAGAAUGACUUGUAUGAUAAAGUAAUAUUUCUAAAAUCAGGAACAUUUAUUUGUUACUAAAUGCUAAUGCACACUGUUAUUUUGGAUAGACAGUUAUAUGGGAUCCCUUUUUGGACUUGAGAGAGCUGUUUUAUUUUGUUUUUCUAUAUCUAUUUUUUUUCUGUCUUGACUCGGAUUGUAACUGCCAAAAUUAACCCAAGAGUUGUAACAUUUCAAAAGGCAAUAUGAUCUAUUUUUGUUUUCUAGUUAUGUCUAAAUGAAACAAUUUGUGCUUAGCAGUCUUGAAUACUUUACUCUUUUUGUCAUAAAAAUGUGUAAAGUGUUUUUGUUUUACAUGAUUCAGUGAAAUGAAACUGUGAUGUUUUGUUACAGGAAAUGUCUUUUUUUUUUCUUUUUUUUUCUUGUUACAAGGUUGAAAGAAAAAAAGGAUUAAUGUCAGCCAGUGGCAGUAGUUCUAAUUUAAUUCCUGUUGUGGUUUGUAUCCUGUUUUUCAAUGUCAUUUUAUUGUACUCUGGUUUAAAAAAAAGGUGCAAUAUCUUAUUUCACUUUUGAAACAAAGAUGGGUUUUCUGAUAUUUUGACAAACUUUUUAACUUGUAGUUUUAAGAUUUUUGUUUUCAAAUGGAAAUUAAAAAAUGAUAAUUUAUUACCGUAAUAGGAUUUAGGGGGAUGUUGCAGAUAGCUUUUGCCUUUACUACCUUGUAAAACUAUGUAUAUAUGCUCAUAUAUUUGACUGUUAAUUUAAGAUAUAUGUUUCAUAUAUAUAAAUAUAUAUAUAUAAAUAUAUCAGAAACACUUUUUGUUUUCCUGUGUUCACUGUUGCAGGAAAUAGUCCCUCUUUUUCUGUUUUCGUACUGAAAAUGUCAAAGAUUGUGAAUGUGUGAUUUUUGAAAUUCGAUGUUGCAUCUUGUUAUGAAGACAAAAACAAGAAAUAGAUUUUUUUUUUUUUUCCUGUGCGUGUGCAUACUUUGUACCUAAACUAUUCAAGACUGCUAAGCUUCUGCGAUUCGUACCUGUGUAAUAAUUUAAUAUUUUUAUGUUUUAAAUAUGAGAAAGAAAAUUAGUCUUAUUUGGUACCUCCCAGUUCACCAGCACCCCACUGAACCCCUCUCUGGACUCAGUGGGGCGUUUGACUCAGUCCAUUGCUUAUAACUUUUUAAUUAAUUUUUAUUUCUUUGUGUGAUCUAAUAUAAAUGAUGCAUUAUUGUGGAGAAUGAUUCUGAUAUUGUCAUUUCUUAAUGAAAAGGGAUAUAAUUUCAAAAAAUGUCUAAUUAUGGUGUUUUUUUUCCUCCUUUUGUGUGUACAGUUAACAAUGUAUUAAAAACAUCCAGACUACCUUUAUGUGUACUGUUUAAACUGAUUUUCAGUGGAUGAAUAUUCUAUACAUAUGGAUGUCUUAUGUUGUAUUCUGCUACUUAAGUGUUCAAACGGAGAGCUCUACUGUGUGUACUAACAGAUGAAACUGAGGAUAUAUAGGCCAAAUGUAUGUUUUCAUGUUUUAUAAGCAGAAAUUCUAUAUUUUCUAUAGUCUGCCAGUUCUCAAAUUCAAAUAAAUCUUCCGCAAGCCUC
Molecule: messenger RNA, 3441 nt
Organism: Oryzias latipes (Japanese medaka)
Lineage: Eukaryota; Metazoa; Chordata; Actinopteri; Beloniformes; Adrianichthyidae
Gene: fubp3
Product: far upstream element (FUSE) binding protein 3
Molecular function (GO): RNA binding
Source: RefSeq, a predicted model, not a curated record